Messenger RNA from Tetranychus urticae (two-spotted spider mite), 4317 nucleotides. The record is from RefSeq and is a predicted model, not a curated record. Lineage: Eukaryota; Metazoa; Arthropoda; Arachnida; Trombidiformes; Tetranychidae.
GACAAUUUCUUUACAGUCUUAAACUCAAAUGGACGGAUUAAUUAAUUUUCUUAUGAAUUUUUUGUUAACUUUUGGGUGAUUAAGAUGAUUAUAUUCCAAUAAUCUAAUCUACCAGUUAAGAUUUUAAUCAACUCUUUAAUCUUAAAUGUGUCUAAUAUAAUUUAAUAUCUUCUGGCUGUGUGUGUUCCUCAUCAAUUUAUCUUCCUCUUUCCUUUCUUUCAUUCUUUCUUUCUUCCCUUACUAUUUCCUCUUUUUAACUGAAAGAAAGAGGCAAUUUGGAUGGGACCAGAAACGGAAUUCAUUGCACCAGGCGAGGCUCCCAUAUUUCGUCCAUCCGAAGAAGAUUUCAUCAAAGGUCCUCUUGCGUACAUUUCAAAAAUUCGGCCACUUGCCGAAAAACAUGGGAUCUGCAAGAUAAUACCACCCCCUUCCUUCCAACCUCCAUUUGCCGUUGAUGUCGAACAGUUUCGAUUCACCCCCAGGGUUCAGCGAUUGAAUGAAUUGGAAGCGAAGACACGGGUCAAAUUAAAUUUUUUGGAACAAAUAAUCAAGUAUUGGGAUCUACAGGGAACCUUGUCCAGAGACAAAGUUAAGGGAGCUCCUUUUAAACUUCCUACUGUCGAGAAGAAAGUACUUGAUCUUUAUACAUUACACAAAGUCGUCGCCGAAGAAGGAGGCUUUGAGACAUGUACAAGAGAAAGAAAAUGGUCCAAAGUUGCUCAUCGCAUGAAUUUCAAUUUAAACCCACAAAACAAGGGUACAAUCUCAUCCUUAUUGCGACAACAUUAUGAGCGUAUUUUAUAUCCAUUUGAUGUGUUCCUUAGUGGAGCCACCAUUGGUGGUGAUCUCAAGAUUCCUGGUGUCAAGGUUGCUCAUGAUAUCAGCCCAAUUGUAGAAACAAAUGGAAAACUUUAUGAACCUACACCUAUACCAAUCAUUAAGGAAUCAUCUGAAAAGCCAGAAAUUAAACAAGAAAUUGUUAAUUUUGAGUCAAGCAAUGGAGAUUGUUCUAAGUCAUCUUUCACCUCGGACAAAGAUGCUUCAUCACUAGGAAAUCGAACAGAAGAACCUUGUAUGACAACCUUGAAAGGACCUUCAACUUUGUCACCAACAAGUACAUCAACUUUAACAUCUACAACUCCGGUUACAGCUAAUAAGACAAAUAUUAAAACGGAAAAAACGGAAGCUAGGCAAUUACGAACAUCUCCUCGUAGAGUGGGAAGACCAAUAACUUAUAAUGUAAACGUAGACUUGAGUAGACAAAUUAGACUGGAUCGCACAAUUAGUGCUCCUAGCUCUCAGACUAGUGAUUUUAAUGAAGACGAAACAACUGAUUGUGAAGAAUCAAAAGAUGAGGACGAGGAAGAAGAACCAAGUGAACCCAUACAACUUCGCCCAUCGCCCAGAAGACUUGCUCAUAAAAUGCAAGCUCAUCCAGGACAAAGGCGUAGGACCAGUUAUCCCAGGGUGGACAAAGACAUUUCAGGUCUGUUUUCUUGUCCAUUCACAGAGUUACAAAGAUUACAGGUAUAUGGAGCUGGACCCAAGAUGCCCGGUUUUUCAUCUGAAGAUUCAUCAAAGAUCAAACCUCAAGAAAAAAAUGAGAAACAAGAAGUCAAAGAAGGAAAAAGUCAAAUUUGCACUCUCUGCAAUGAAAAUACAUUCACACAUCAAUUGCUUAGAUGUGCGGGUUGUGAUAAUUUAUUUCACCUUUACUGUCUUAUUCCUCCUCUUAAUAGUAUGCCAUCGGGAGUUUGGCAUUGUCCCCGUUGUGUAGCCUUAUUCGUACAAAAUCAGCCUCAACCAUUCACCCAUGAAUUUGGUUUUGCCCAGAGUCAGCGAGAUUAUUCUUUAGCGGAAUUUGGUGAAAUGGCUGAUCAAUUCAAAGCAGACUAUUUUCGUCUACCACCACAUAUGGUUCCUUUAUCCCGUGUUGAGAAAGAGUUUUGGAGACUUGUAUCGACAAUGGACGAAUCAGUGACGGUAGAGUAUGGCGCUGACCUCCAUACCAAUGACUUUGGCUCUGGUUUUCCAACCAAAAAAUCCAAAUUCAUCUCACCAGCUGAUCUUGAAUACAUUGACCAUCCUUGGAAUCUCAAUAAUCUACCCAUUUUAGAAGGAAGUGUUUUCAAAUACAUCAACUCAAAUAUAAGUGGAAUGAUAAUCCCAUGGAUCUACGUUGGCAUGUGUUUCUCAACAUUCUGCUGGCACAACGAGGAUCACUGGUCUUAUUCUAUUAACUACCUCCAUUGGGGCGAGGCCAAAACCUGGUAUGGUGUUCCAGGGGAUGGUGCUGAAAAAUUUGAACACGCAAUGAAACAAGUAGCUCCAGAACUUUUCGAUUCACAACCUGAUCUCUUACACCAACUUGUAACAAUCUGUAAUCCAAAUAUUUUGAUGAAAGCUGGUGUGCCUAUUUAUCGGACAAAUCAGCAAGCUGGUGAAUUUGUGGUCACAUUUCCUCGUGCAUAUCAUGCAGGCUUCAACCAAGGCUUAAAUCUAGCAGAAGCUGUUAAUUUUGCACCAUCUGAGUGGAUAUCUAUUGGCAGAAUUUGUGUUGACCACUAUUCAAUGCUUCAACGUUAUCCCGUCUUUAGUCAUGAUGAACUUAUUUGUAGGAUGGCCAGCAUAGCUGACCAAUUAGACAUUGCUAUUGCUAUCGCAACCUAUGAUGACAUGCUCGAAAUGGUGGAGCGAGAGAAUCGCCUUCGAAGAGAGCUCGAUGAAUGGGGUGUUACCCAGAAACAGCAAAUGGUUUUUGAAGCAAUACCUGAUGAUGAUAGACAGUGCUUCUACUGUAGGACUACCUGUUAUCUCUCAUCACUUUCUUGUGAAUGUAAAUCAGAUACGUUUGUUUGUCUGGCUCAUAGAGACAAAUUGUGUGAUAAGUGCACACCUUCUCAAUAUAUUCUCAAAUAUCGACACUCAUUGGAUGAUUUCCCAGAAAUGAUGACAAAACUGAAAGAGAGAACUACAACUUACGAAGAAUGGUUAGUCAAAGUAAAAAAAGUGUUGAACGGAGAUACAGAUGAGAUCGUACACUUUUCGGAAGUUCAAAAUUUAGCGGAGGAAGCAAAAGUGAAAUUCUUUCCAACCAAUACAGAUGUUUAUGAACAGUUAAAGUUGCUAAUCGAAGAUAUGAAGGAACAAUCCAAAGUGCAAAAGAAAAUGAUAGAACAGGCAAAGAAAAGAGAAAAUAUCUCAAUUUUAAAGAGACUCAAAGUCGAAUUACUGGGUCGUAAUUCUUCUAUAAACUAUACCAAUGAAAUGGACCUCGACAGUGACGAUGUCACUUGCAUGAUGAGAAAUAAAAAACUAAAGAAAGCUGUAUAAACUCAAAUGGAUUCAAAGCAUGGCAAAGAUCAAUAUAUUAUUUAAAAAAAUCAACAAUCUUCACAAUUUUCUAUCAAUUACAAAAAUAGAAAUGCUUAUGCUAACCCGGCCUGGUUCGUAGCAGAAAGCUUGAAAUUAAUGAUUCAGCGAAAGCGUUUCUAAUUACACAUCCCACACUUCAAACUAUACACAACCGCAUAUAAAUAUAUAAAUAUAUAUUCAUAUAAAUAUAAAUACACUCCAUUUACAUCCUUAAUCAUCUCCUGAAAGCAAUGUUUUUUUCCUCCCUGUAAUCCUAAAUUCCUUUUUUUCGCUCUCCUCCUUCUUUAUCCAUCUCCACCUUUCCCCCCUCUCUAUUUCAAAUUAUAUAUAAAAUAUAAAACAAUUGAAAAAUGUAUUAUGAUUAUAUAUGAGCGUAUGAAUAAUUUGAUCGAUAAACUCGUUUGGGUAUCGAUCAAAUAAGCUGAAUUGAUUACAGAUCAAAUUAGCCAAUUCAACUUUAUCCUCCUUUUUUGUGCAAGAUCCGAUUACUAGCCAGAGUCAAGAAAUAGACUGCGUUCUAUUUUCUUUCCUCCUUAUUCUUCAUUUUUUUCUUCAACAUCAUCAUCCUUUCCUAUUAUAACUCUCAAUCUCUCUUCCUUCUUGUCCUCGUCGCAUUUUAAAACCUUAAUAGGAAACAAUUCAUUUUGUUCCCAAAUCAUCAACUAAAACUACAAAAUUAGCUUUUUUCAAUCAACUUCUCAUCUUAACUAUAUUUUCUACCCCUAAUUAUAUCUCAUCCAAUCUACCAGAUAAAUCUCUAUUUCUCUCUCUCUCUUCUCUCUCUAUCUCUCAUUUUCUCACUUUCACUGUAAAUUGAAUUUCGGUGUUCUCAAAUUAAAUUGUAUUGUAUUAAGGUACAUUAACUUCUUGGUGUGACCUAUCCUAGAUGUGAUGAAUUCAACUUAUAAAAUAACAAAAAAAAUAUACGCUUAUUUACAUAAA